AUGUUUCGGGAGGCUUCUCUGUACUUUUCGCUUUUUUUGAUCACUCUGAUUGUUCAUAAAUCUCUCUCAGGUUUUGAGCUAACAAACGUUAAAUGCACUUCCCUGGACGAAUCUUUUGCCUCAUUUGAGUAUUGUUAUCUAAAGUCGGUGAAUCGAACCUAUAAAUAUGGAUCUUUGCGAGUAAAAUUACACAAGGGACCCAUUUAUAAAGUUAAGUUAAAUUUGGCGAUUUAUCAACGGUUAAACGGGUACAAGCCAUUUCUGUAUAACGUCACGGUCGAUGGAUGUAAAUUCAUAUUAAAUCAGAAAUCUUCUCCAGUAACCGCGUUUAUUUUUAACCUGUUCGCUCCAUAUUCGAACAUGAAUCAUUCGUGCCCCUUUGAUCAUGACUUAGUUGUAGAAAAAGUGCCUUACUCGUAUAUAAACGACCAAUUGACAAAUGUUUUGCCCUUUCCAAAAUCUUCUUACGCUUUUUGCAGCGAUUGGUAUGCAGAUGGGAUAAAACGGGCAUCCGUUAAUGCUUAUGCUACUUUAACAUAG
Drosophila biarmipes is the source of this 540-nucleotide messenger RNA. RefSeq lists its product as uncharacterized. NCBI's taxonomy places the organism in Eukaryota, Metazoa, Arthropoda, Insecta, Diptera, Drosophilidae. The transcript is spliced from 4 exons. The coding region runs from base 1 to 540 and encodes 179 amino acids. The record is from RefSeq and is a predicted model, not a curated record.